Molecule: messenger RNA, 1295 nt
Organism: Drosophila montana
Lineage: Eukaryota; Metazoa; Arthropoda; Insecta; Diptera; Drosophilidae
Gene: Or10a
Product: Odorant receptor 10a
Exons: 5
Coding region: 1-1221 (406 amino acids)
Biological process (GO): sensory perception of smell; detection of chemical stimulus involved in sensory perception of smell
Cellular component (GO): plasma membrane
Molecular function (GO): odorant binding; olfactory receptor activity
Source: RefSeq, a predicted model, not a curated record
AUGGCUGGCUACUUUGGAUUCCGCUUCCUGUACAGGAAUCAGCCUCUGUCGCUAUAUUUUUACGCCGUGCCGCGCCUGGGCCUGAACCUGAUGGGCUUCUGGCCCGGACCGCUGCAGUGGCGGGCGCUCGUCCAUUUUCUGAUCCUGGCAAUUGGCGUGACCACCGAGCUGCAUGCGGGCUUCUCGUUUGCGCGAGCGGGCGAGAUUACCAAAGCCCUGGAGACGUUCUGCCCGGCGGGCACCUCGGCCGUCACCUUGCUGAAAAUGUUUUUCAUGCUCCGCUAUCGUCAGGAUCUCCUAUACGUGCUGACCCGUCAGCACCAGCUGCUGUUCCAGAAGAAGCCCCAAACGGCCGAAAAGCAGCAGCUAAUGCGUCAUCAUUCCGAAAUGGCAGCCCGCUUCAACUUUUGGCCCCUAUCCGCCGGCUUCUUCACGUGCACCAUGUACAAUCUGAAGCCAAUGCUCUUGGCCAUGCUCCUGUAUCUGCAGGGACGGAGCGAUGCGAUUGCCUGGACCACCACACCUUUCAAUAUGACCAUGCCCCGCUGGCUACUCCAUGCCCCGUACUUUCCGUUCACGUACAUGUUCAUCGCGUACACCGGCUACGUAACCAUAUUCAUGUUUGGCGGCUGUGACGCCUUCUACUUUGAGUUUUGCGUCCAUAUUGCCACGCUCUUCAACUUUCUGCAGGCGGACACACGUGCGAUAUUCCGGCCGUACAAGGGACUCGCACAGAUAAGCGGCUUGCGCAGCAGACGCUUCGAGGCCUCUCUGGUGCAGCUGAUCGAGCGACACAACAAGAUCUUUGAGCUGACCCACUUCUUCCGGCAACGCUAUGUGAUCAUCACACUGGCCCACUUUGUGUCCGCCAGCAUGGUGAUCGGCUUCAGCAUAUUCGAUCUGCUGACCGCCGGCGGCAGCGGCUUGGGCACCCUGCUCUAUGUUGGCUACACUGUCGCCGCCCUCAGUCAGCUGCUCAUCUACUGCUAUGGCGGCACUCUGGUCACGGAGAGCAGCGCUCAAUUGGCCACCGUGAUGGGCACCUGUCCGUGGCACCUGUGCCUGCCCAAGCAUCGGCUCUAUGUCUAUCUCUUCAUCAUGCGGUCGCAGCGUGCCCUCACCAUGGCCGUGCCAUUCUUCUCGCCCUCGUUGGGCACCUUUGCCGCUAUACUGCAAACAUCUGGUUCCAUUAUCGCACUGGCCAUGUCUUUUCAGUCCUGAGCUCCUCAUCUACCGAAUCUUUAUUGUUUAAGCACUUGAUCAAAAACAAUUUAAAAUAUAUAACUCUGAAGUGU